Messenger RNA from Drosophila eugracilis, 1806 nucleotides. It is a transcript of the gene Dus2, whose product is annotated as tRNA-dihydrouridine(20) synthase [NAD(P)+]-like. Gene Ontology annotation, biological process: tRNA dihydrouridine synthesis. The transcript has 3 exons. The record is from RefSeq and is a predicted model, not a curated record. Gene Ontology annotation, cellular component: cytoplasm. Gene Ontology annotation, molecular function: tRNA dihydrouridine synthase activity; flavin adenine dinucleotide binding; tRNA binding. NCBI's taxonomy places the organism in Eukaryota, Metazoa, Arthropoda, Insecta, Diptera, Drosophilidae. The coding region runs from base 208 to 1626 and encodes 472 amino acids.
AGAUGGUUAUCUAAAUGGUCUUGGAUGUUCUAUAAAAGUGUAACCUUCAGGAGUAGUGGAAACUGCAUAUAAGAAUCAUUAUGCUAUUUCAAAAUCGUCAUUGAAUGCUGGUCUGCUGUCUCGUGCAAGGGUCGCCUCGUCGUUACGUUCCUAGCCAUCCCAAUUUAACGGCGUGCAACAGCUGAAUCCGCGAUCCGAUUCCAAUCCAUGCUACGAUUGCCGACGAUUUUGAGGAAGUUCAGCAUGAAGACGCGUCAGAGGCUGGACUACCGCAACAAACUUAUCCUGGCGCCAAUGGUGCGCGUUGGCACGCUGCCCAUGCGACUCUUGGCCUUGGAAAUGGGUGCGGAUAUCGUUUACACAGAAGAGCUAGUAGACCUUAAGCUGAUCAAGAGCAUUCGCAGGCCAAAUCAUGCCCUGGGAACGGUGGACUUUGUGGAUCCAUCGGAUGGCACGAUUGUAUUCCGUACUUGCGCCCAAGAGACCUCCCGUUUGGUUCUGCAAAUGGGCACCAGCGAUGCUGGAAGGGCUCUGGCCGUGGGGAAGCUGCUGCAGCGCGACAUAUCCGGAUUAGACAUCAAUAUGGGAUGCCCCAAAGAGUUCUCCAUAAAGGGCGGAAUGGGCGCUGCCCUGCUUUCCGAUCCCGACAAGGCGGCACUUAUUCUGCGUACUCUUUGCUCUGGCUUAGACAUUCCAGUCACCUGUAAAAUACGCAUUCUGCCGGACGUAGAAGGGACCAUUGACUUGGUGCAAAAGUUGGCCGCCACAGGAAUAGCAGCCAUUGGCAUUCAUGCCAGGACGCGAGACGAGCGUCCUCAGCAUCCUGCCCAUCCAGAAGUUCUGCGGGCUGUUGCCCAGGCAGUGGAUAUACCAAUCAUCGCCAAUGGCGGUUCGAAGAACAUGCACUGCUACGAAGAUUUGCGGAAGUUCCAGGUGGAAUGUGGCGCCGCCAGCGUAAUGGUGGCUCGUGCCGCUCAGAUCAACGUAAGCAUCUUUCGGCCAGAGGGCCUACUGCCUAUGGACGAGCUUAUUGAAAAAUACCUGCGCCUGUGCGUUGAUUACGACAACGCGCCGCACAAUUCAAAAUACUGUGUGCAGAGCAUCCUCAGGGAGCUGCAGGAGACCCCACGGGGUAAACGUUUCCUUCAGUGCCAGACGCUGCAGCAGAUCUGCGAGAUUUGGGAAUUGGGCGACUAUUGUCGUCGGAAGCAGAAGGAGCUAAAGACGCUAGGCAACUCAGGACGGGCCGAAGUUGAGCCGCCAGAGGCGCAGGCCAAGCGACAAAAGUUGGAGGAGGCUGAAACAGCUAUUUUGGAUGAUUAUGCAGGCGUUAUUUGCCGAAACAUGCCUUUUCUUCGCUCAACCUAUCCAAGUGAUAACCAUCUGCCUAAGACGCAGUUGUAUGUUCAUGCAGGAAGGGAAGGAAAAUCCCCGCCUGCCUAUGAAACACAGCAGUGCGACAAACUAUUCCGGUCCAUUUGCACCUAUGAUGGCCAACGUUUCAGUAGUUCGUUCUGGGAGAAGAACAAGAAACAGGCAGAACAGGGAGCCGCUCUGGUGGCCCUCCUCCAUCUUGGCCAGCUGGAGGCAGAGGUUUUGCGCGAUAAUGGUAGUCUACUCAAUUGACAAGCGUACAGAAUCUAUAGGUAAUUUUGUGUAAAUACCUCCUAGUAGGCUAUGUCUGAACUUUAAUUGUUUGCUUUUGGCUGCCUUAAAUGUUGACAGUGGUUACAGUGUUACUUGGACUUUAUCCCAUGGGUUCAUAUUAUUUUUAUUUUCUUAAUAAAAGAAAACCAUAUAAAGUUA